Molecule: messenger RNA, 2335 nt
Organism: Tricharina praecox
Lineage: Eukaryota; Fungi; Ascomycota; Pezizomycetes; Pezizales; Pyronemataceae
Product: acetyl-coenzyme A synthetase FacA
Exons: 4
Coding region: 115-2127 (670 amino acids)
Cellular component (GO): cytosol
Molecular function (GO): acetyl-CoA synthetase activity; AMP binding
Source: RefSeq, a predicted model, not a curated record
AAGUCUACUCGUUGUAAAAAAAACUCCGUAGCUCCCUGAGGGAAGAUAGCCCUCAAUACUGCUACGCCAGAGCCAUCUCCGAAGAUUCCUCCUCCACCCCUAAAGAAGAUCAGAAUGUCCGAGGGCGAUGUCGUCCCCAAGAAUGGGCCCGUUGUGAUCGAGGCCCACAAUAUCGCAACCUAUCCGGUUCCCUCCAAAUACUUUGAGAAGCAUCCCGCAAAGCCUCAUUUGACUCUCGAGGAGUACAAGGUUCAGUACCGCGAAUCCAUCGAGAACCCCGACAAAUUCUGGGGCGAGAAGGCGCGCGAGCUCCUGCACUGGGAUGUUCCCUUCCAGACCGUCCGCAGCGGCAGCUUCGAGCACGGCGACGCGAGCUGGUUCCUCGAGGGUCGUCUCAACGCCUGUUACAACGCCGUUGACCGGCACGCUUUCAAGGACCCCAACCGGUCCGCCAUCAUCUACGAGGCCGAUGAGCCCACCGAGGGUCGCAUCAUCACCUACGGAGAGCUCCUGCGGCAGGUCUCCAAGCUCUCCUUCGUGCUCAAGCAGAUGGGCGUCAAGAAGGGAGACACCGUCGCCGUGUACAUGCCCAUGAUCCCCGAGGCUCUCGUGGCUCUCUUGGCCAUCGUCAGAAUCGGUGCCGUCCACUCGGUCGUGUUCGCCGGUUUCUCGUCCGAAUCCCUGCGGGACCGUGUGCUCGAUGCCGGCUCCAAGAUCGUCAUCACCACCGACGAGGGAAAGCGCGGUGGAAAGAACAUCGGCACCAAGAGGAUCGUUGACGAAGCCCUCAAGUCGUGCCCGGAUGUCCACAACGUCAUCGUCUUCAAGCGCACCGGCACCGAAGUCCCGAUGACCGAGGGCCGCGAUGUGUGGUGGCACGAGGAGACCAGCAAGUACCCGGGCUACUGCGCUCCCGAGCUUAUGUCCUCCGAGGACCCCCUGUUCCUGCUGUACACUUCCGGCUCCACCGGAAAGCCCAAGGGUGUGAUGCACACCACCGGAGGAUACCUGCUCGGCGCCGCCAUGACCGGAAAGUACGUCUUCGACCUGCACCCCGGUGACAAGCUCGGUACCGCCGGAGAUGUCGGCUGGAUUACCGGCCACACCUACUGUGUCUACGCGCCGCUCCUGCUCGGUGUCACCACCCUCGUCUUCGAGGGAACCCCCGCCUACCCCAACUUCUCGAGGUACUGGGACAUCAUCGACAAGCACCAGAUCACCCAGUUCUACGUUGCGCCCACCGCUCUCCGUCUCCUCAAGAGGGCCGGCGACCACCACAUCAACAAGGAGAUGAAGAGCUUGCGAGUGCUGGGAUCCGUCGGAGAGCCCAUCGCCGAGGAUGUCUGGACUUGGUACCAUGAGAAGGUUGGAAAGGAGGAGUGCCACAUCGUCGACACCUACUGGCAAACCGAGACCGGAUCACACGUAAUCACUCCCCUGGGAGGUGUCACCCCCACCAAGCCCGGUAGUGCUUCGCUCCCCUUCUUCGGUAUCGAGCCUGCCAUCAUCGACCCGGUUUCGGGCGAGGAGCUGCACGGCAACGAUGUAGAGGGUGUUUUGGCUUUCAAGAAGCCAUGGCCCAGCAUGGCCAGAACCGUUUGGGGAACCCACCAGAGAUACAUGGACACUUACUUCAACGUCUACCCUGGCUACUACUUCACGGGAGAUGGAGCUGGUCGUGACCACGAGGGCUACUACUGGAUCCGCGGUCGUGUCGACGACGUUGUGAACGUUAGCGGGCACCGCCUGUCGACCGCCGAGAUCGAGGCGGCACUGAUCCACCACCCGGCGGUCGCGGAAGCGGCCGUCGUCGGAAUCUCGGACGAAUUGACUGGCCAGGCGGUCAACGCCUUCGUCUCCAUCAAGGACGCCUUCAAGAACACCCCCGAGCUGCGCAAGGACCUGAUCGUGCAGGUGCGCAAGUCGAUCGGCCCUUUCGCCGCCCCCAAGAGCGUGUACGUCGUCAACGACCUGCCCAAGACCCGCUCCGGAAAGAUCAUGCGGAGAAUCCUGAGAAAGAUCCUCUCCGGCGAGGAGGACCAGCUCGGUGAUACCUCCACCCUGUCGGAUCCUUCAGUCGUCGACUCGAUCAUCAAGACGGUGCACGAAGCGCGCGGGUCGAAGUAAAGCAGCGGCAGCGGGUGUCUAUUAUUUCUUUGGGAUUUUGUUUUGCUCUUUGCUUUUUCUUUACUUUUUCUUUUUUUCGUGUUUGCUUUUCUUUGUGUUUGUGGCGUGUAGGGUUCUUUUCCGGAUAUCUUUUUUUUUGUUGCGUGCUCUGCUCAUUCAUUGCGCGACGUCUUCUUCCCAGGGGGGUUUCGAGUUACAUGUAUUGUAC